This is a messenger RNA of Hippopotamus amphibius kiboko, 3512 nucleotides long. It is a transcript of the gene NEMP2, whose product is annotated as nuclear envelope integral membrane protein 2. The record is from RefSeq and is a predicted model, not a curated record. The transcript has 9 exons. Gene Ontology annotation, cellular component: nuclear envelope. Lineage: Eukaryota; Metazoa; Chordata; Mammalia; Artiodactyla; Hippopotamidae. The coding region runs from base 123 to 1406 and encodes 427 amino acids.
CCGCCCCCCGGGCACCUUCGGGGCCGCGGCCAUUUCCGCUGCUCUGGGCCGAGCGGGCCCCCCCUCCCCCCACCCCGGGCUCGGGCCGCCGCCGCGCCGCCCGGAGCGGGCCCCCUGGCGGGAUGCGGCCGCCCCCGGGCGCGCGCUGGCUGCUGCUCUGGCUGCCGCCCCUUGCCCUGCUGCCCGCGGGUGCGGUGCGCCGGGAGGAGGAGGAGGCGGCGACGUUGUCAGUUCUAAGAUGUAAAGCUUUGAAGGAAAUGGAUUUAAUUAAAACUUCUCAGUCAGACUGUUACUGCUACAAUCAAAAUUCCCAAGUGAAAUGGAAGUAUAUAUGGUCAACUGUGCAGGUAAAAAUUACCAGUUCAGGCCAGCUCAGUAUUGUAUAUACCACAGAAAGAUAUAAUUGCCAGUAUCCAGAAACCAUUCUAUCUGUUAUCAAAUGUGUGAUUCAUAACUUUUGGACACCAAAGGAAUCUAAUGAUAUAACCAUAACCAUCAAUCCAUAUGGGGAGACUGUGUGCUUCUCUGUGAAGCCUGCCAGGAAGAUAUUCAUCUAUACAAUAAGUGUGAAUCGAAAGAUCGUGGAUUUCAAACUCUUCCUUGUGUUUGUGGUGGGCAUUUUCCUCUUCUUUUAUGCAGAGACCUUGAGUCGAAGCCCUGUUUUCUUUUACUCCUCGGGGACUGUGCUAGGUAUUCUAAUGACAUUAGUCUUUGUCCUGUUGCUAGUGAAAAAGUUCAUUCCUAAGUAUAGCACCUUUUGGGCUCUAAUGGUUGGUUGUUGGUUUGCUUCAGUUUAUGUUGUGUGGCAACUGACGGAAGAUCUGAAGUGGCUGUGGUAUGAAAACAGAACAUAUAUAUUAGGCUACGUCUUGAUAGUUGGGUGUCUCAGCUUUACUGUUUGUUACAAGCACGGGCCUCUUGUGGAAGAGAGGAGCGUGGCCCUCCUGGCGUGGACGCUGCGGCUCCUCUCCCUGCUCCUGGUCUACGCUGGUGUGGCCGAGCCUCAGUUCGCUUACACAGCGGUGCUCCUCAUCCUGUCAUCCAGGAACCUGCGCUACCCAUUGAGAGCGCUCGCUUAUGUGAGGCGGAAAAUGAAGAAAUGGUUUACAUCAGAAAAGCUGGUGGUUAAGUUUCUCACCGAAGACGAAUACAGGGAACAAGUGGAUGUCACAACGACCGGCGCCCUAGAGGAGCUGCGCCAGGCCUGCCGCAGCCCCGGCUUCCCAUCCUGGCUGGCCGUUUCCAGGCUCCAGGCGCCUAAAAAGUUUGCAGACUUUGUUCUUGGAGGAAGCCACUUGUCACCUGAAGAAAUUAGGCUGCAUGAAGAACAAUAUGGCCUCGGGGGUGUCUUCUUGGAAGAGCAGCUCUUUAACCCGAGGAUUCCUGACGGUCUGCCUGCACAUUGACUUCAUUCUGGACAAGGAAGUGGGUAGGGGCAGGGAUUCCAUUAAAGGUUGGCAGAGCGUCCUGGGGAACAGUGGCAGAAGUAUCUGCUGUGGAGAAAAAUCAAGUCACACUGGAAAGGAAAACUAAACUGUAUUGAAGAUAACUGAUCCUCCUUGGCCAGUUCUGUGUAUUGUACUGUAGGUGGCCACCAAGAUUCUGUGACGGCCAUUACCACUUCCUUGAAUGAAGACUUUCAUUAGGAACAAGGGAACCAUGUUGAUCUUAAAGGGACCAAUUAAUGUGAGUAGGUGCCUUGUCAACUCCGGGGCAUUAAAUCCUCUCAAUCUCCAGAAACUGUGUCAAAAGACUCUGCAUUGCUCUUCCUGCGUGUUAUCAACGUAUGUGCUGGAAGAGACCUGAGAUGUGCUGAACCAGUAUUUCCCAAAGUGUAGUCCACAGGAUGCUAAUAAGUGUUAGUAGGUAAAGGGAUCCUGAGGUCAACUAAGAUACACGAUUACACAAAUGUACUGCAGAACUUCUCAGAGCCUUUAAUAAUGCUAAUACACAUUGUGGAUCUCCUAAAAGAGGAGAAAUUGUAUGCAGCAGUCUCUGACUUAAUUUGACAACGGAACCCUUUUUCAUGAGAUUAAUAUUCCUCAGAACACAUGUUUAGAAAAUGCUGAUGGUGGAGGAAUGGAAGUUUGGGAAGGUUAAAUAACUUGUCCAAGACCACAGAGCUUUUUAGAGGCAGCCCUGGGACUAGACUUCCAGCCCUACUGUUUCCUGUGACUCAGGUGGAAGAGACCUUUAGAAGCAAGAUGAGGGGCCAUCUCUCCACAGCCUUGGGUCUCACGAUAUUGGUGACUUAUGUUUUUACUUUUUAAUAAUAGCCAACUGUUUGAUAACUGCAAUAAAGAGAAACAUUUUCUAAGGUUAUAUUUUAAAUUUUGAUAAGAAUUUCAUAGAUAUAUAUAAAAAUUAGAAGUUAGAAUUACUUUUUAUAUUUUUUUGUAUGUCAAAAUUGAAGGCAUUUAACUUCAAGUUGACUGGCCUAUUUUAAAAACCUGUUUAAUUAUAUAUGUUUAUAACAAAUUCCUACAAAACAGAUUUGUGAUCUUUCUUAAAGAGAAUGAAUCUUUUUUUCUUGAUUCAUGAUAUUAGACUCCAGAGUGAAAUGAGGGACUGUGAGCUUUGACCCUGACGAAAAGAGGCCAAAACAUAAAUCUGAGAACAGAUCUGAACAUGGCAAAGCAAUCUAAGGGUUAGGAUGUUGCUAAGUUGAUUCUCUUUAAGAAUCAAAUGCAGGCCCUUUUGCUGUGGUGGGGCCAGAAAGAGAAGCAGCAUAAAGAAUGAGGAAUCUCCCUUUUCUAAAAGGAUUAUAGAGGAGGGACAUACGGAUCAUUUGGGCACUGCUUUCCUGAGCCAAAUUUAGUAAGAGUUUUUCUAAAUUGCUGAAUAAGUGUGGCUGCCUAUUUGGAAUUUUUUAGAUUAAUUUCCAAAUGAUAUUUCCUCUUUGAAACAGUGUGUCCGUGUUUUACAGGUCUCUAUUUUUGCCAGACACCUUUUUAAUAUCAGGAACUUUGCUAUUUUUGUGAAAUGCACUAAAUUUAAUCUGUGCUUUCACAUAGACUUUGAUAUAAAAAAAAAAUCAAAGUAUAUUCCAUUCAGAUUUAUGAAGACGGUGACUUUUAUAAGUGUAGACCGUUUUAACAGCAUUUUAGUUACAGUGUAAAUCUAUAAUUUUUAUUUUUUUGGAAUUCUAUUUAUUGGUGCUGUUUUAUAAACGUACAUGUCAGAUGUGUUCAUGGUCAUGCUCACCAAGAGGCAGUGUGUGUACUACAAGUUGUGUGUGUGCGUAACGCAUGCAGCCUGCUGGCCUUCCCAGGGGGCAUCCCAGCCAAGAUGGCUCCUGGGCCUCACAUUGGCCAGGGUGAACAGGUGCUGACAAUAGAAAGAAGCAGAUCCUGGUGGGCCAGCAACCUCAGUGUAGCUGUUUUUAUUGUGAUAAAAAUAGCUAAAGGAGGAGAAAAUCAGUCUUUGGGGAUAUUGUUUUUCAUGUUUAUUUUUGGAGUAAACUGUGGAUUUGUCAGUUUCUGUUAUGUAGGUGCUGUGAGAAGCUAAGUAAU